Molecule: messenger RNA, 614 nt
Organism: Zingiber officinale
Lineage: Eukaryota; Viridiplantae; Streptophyta; Magnoliopsida; Zingiberales; Zingiberaceae
Product: probable mitochondrial-processing peptidase subunit beta, mitochondrial
Exons: 3
Coding region: 156-422 (88 amino acids)
Cellular component (GO): mitochondrion
Molecular function (GO): metal ion binding
Source: RefSeq, a predicted model, not a curated record
UAUAUUUAUCUAACAAACUGUGCAGUUGUCAUUUAUCAUUUUAUUUGAUUCCUAAUUGCAUGAGAGGUAUCAAUCAAUUUGGAAACAUAAGAACAAUUUCUUUCAAUUUGAUAUAUUUUAAGCAGACUCUGUAAGAACUGACUAAUAUGUGAUUUAUGCAGCUAAAAUCUUCUGUUCAACUUCAUAUGGAUGGUACAAGCCCUGUUGCCGAGGAUAUCGGCCGACAGUUGCUUACUUAUGGUCGAAGAAUCCCAGUAACUGAGCUUUUUGCAAGGAUAGAUGCUGUUGAUGCAAACACUGUUAAACGUGUUGCAAACCGCUUUAUUUUUGAUCAGGACGUUGCACUUGCAGCCAUGGGACCAAUCCAAGGGCUCCCAGAUUACAACUGGUUCAGGCGCCACACCUACUUGCUUCGAUAUUGAUUCUUCUCUCAUUUUUUUUUAUUAAUGUUUACAUUCUCGGUUUGUGAUUUUUCCCGGCCGUUUCCAUUCUUGUUAGUGAUCAUGAAUCACUAUGAAACUUUGGAUAUCUGAAAAAGAUUUUGCUGUUUUACAUGUACACACAUUUUCUGUUACAUUCCCAAAUUAAAUAAUGAAUGCCAGAUUUAAUCUAAA